GCGGGGCCUGGGCAGGGGGGAAUGAGGCAGCCGUGGCGGGCCAGCGGCCGAGCCGUGUAGCGGAGAAGCGGCUCUCCCUCCCUGCUUUCCUUGGCCGAGCCGGGGACGCGCGCGCGCGCCGCCGUCCGGAGCGGGCUCCCCACCCUCCACUCCCGCGACCCGCACAGCACCCCCACCCGGGCCCGGAGGAUGAUGAAGCUCAAGUCGAACCAGACUCGCACCUAUGACGGCGACGGGUACAAGAAGCGGGCCGCGUGCCUGUGUUUCCGCAGCGAGAGCGAGGAGGAGGUGCUACUCGUGAGCAGUAGUCGCCAUCCAGACCGAUGGAUUGUCCCUGGGGGAGGCAUGGAGCCCGAGGAGGAGCCAAGCGUGGCAGCAGUCCGUGAAGUCUGUGAGGAGGCUGGAGUAAAAGGGACAUUGGGAAGAUUAGUUGGAAUUUUUGAGAACCAGGAGAGGAAGCACAGAACGUAUGUGUAUGUGCUUAUUGUCACAGAAGUGCUAGAAGACUGGGAAGAUUCCGUUAACAUUGGAAGGAAGAGAGAAUGGUUUAAAAUAGAAGACGCUGUCAAAGUGCUGCAGUACCACAAGCCGGUGCAAGCGUCGUAUUUUGAGACGUUGAGGCAAGGCUACUCGGCCAACAACGGCACCCCAGUCGUGGCCACCACGUACUCGGUUUCUUCCCAGAGCUCCAGGCCAGGCGUCAGAUGACUGAAGACUUCGCGUAAGAGGAAUGGAAAUUGGAAACUAGACUGGGGCGCAGAUCUUCCCUCCCUUGCUCUUUUCACCUCUCCUCACAGGCCUCCUCUCCAAAUAAGGCAUGAUGGGCAGCAGAGAAAGGGGUUCUUGAUGGUGUUGCUAUUUGGUGUUAAGUGAUGGGCUUUUUCUUCUCUUUUUAUGGAGGGGGUGGGGGGUGGGUGUGUAAUUUGUAAGUACUUUUGUGCAUGAUCGGUCCCUCCCUUUUCACACCCCUACAAUUGUCUAGAGAGACAGACAGCCUUCCCUCGGCCUUGGAUUCUGAAGUGUUCCUGUUUGUCUCACCCCAGCCCUGGCCAGACGUUUUUUUCUUUGAUUUUUAAUUUUUUUUUUUAUUAAAAGAUACCAGUAUGAGAUGAAACCUUUCAAGAAUUUGUCCUCUAAUGAGCUGUUCAGUCCAGGAGGUUGGUCACUUCCCCCGGCAGGGUACAUUUAUCUACACAUUAUAUACUGGGCAUAUAAUAUGUAAAUAAAUGACUUUUAGAAGAGGAAUUUAACUGUUCAAUUUUUCAAGGUUUUGUUUCGUUUUUUAAAUUCGGGGUGUUUCUGAAAUGGAGAGCCUCGCAGUUAAUUUCCCUUUUUGUUUUUUGAUGCUAGUGGCUAGGUAAGUGUCCCUGUCCCCUCUCUUUUCCCCAGUCACUGACUGUAGUUACAUAGGGUACGGAAAGAGUUUAGCUACCUUUGUAGCACUCCCAGAACUCAUGGCCUUCUCAAAGUUGUGUUUCCAUUGCCAAGAAAGACAUAGAAAGAAACCAAUUUUCUUUUCUAUUACCAACCCGGGAGCAAAUGGCCUCUGCUCAGACCUGGAGAAACAAUGACAGAGAUUGGAGUCCUCUGUACAUGUUGACAGUAGGGAUUUGAACUGGAUUCUUGGGAUCACUAUCUAAAAAACUAGAGCAUCAAGCACUGUUUCUGUCCUGCGGGUUGGAAUUUUUUCCAUUAUGCUACUUAACCGCCAACAGUGGCUUCUCUCCUCGUGCAUCCAUGCCUUACACCGUGCUGAACUGGACAUUGUCCUUGUGCAGAAUCAUCCGCUGGCCCGGGCCAGUGCAGGUGUAUGGUCCCAUCCCCUCCUUGGGUGACCAUGUUUAAGUUCCCGAAAAUUACACGGGAGGAUGAUUCAGGUGUCUGCUUAUCUUUGCAAUGUGACAGCACUUGGAAUUGCACCAUGGAGCAUGCUCAGAAAUAGUCAGUGUGUCUCCUCCUGAGAUGUGAAAGGUCCAUCUUCUGCUGAGAAGUGGCAUGGGAGAACGCUGGGUGGUUGACUAGAACGACAUCGCGCAUAAGCCAGCUGCAGACUCGUGUUGGUUUUUGAUACAGGCUUUGUGCUGGCUUCGUUUGCCAGUUGUGUCAUUUAGUUGGGAAGUAAGCAGAACGGGGUCUUGAGAUGGAGUGGUGAGUCUAGGAGAGCGGACACUGUCAGUCCCUGGCUUAGGACAUGCCGUUAGUGGCAUCUUCCUUUGUCAAAAUGUAGCCAGGAUGUCAAAUGAAAAUCGUAGUUUUCUUUAUUUAAAAAUUCUAAUAAAUACUCAAACUUUGAAAAGCUUUUGCUCUUCCCUCCCACUAAAAGAGAUGUAUGUAUACAUAUAUAUAUGAAGAUGUAGGCCUGUGUCAUUCAGUGUUCAACAUUUUGAGGGGACAUCUUUCGAAGAACUUGAAAUUUCGCUGUGUGUCUCUCAGUUUGUAUCUUCUUUCCCAGUCUUGAGACACAGAACCACCAAAGGGUGCCCACAGUUUCCCUAGAAUACUGUCCUACCUCUGGGAAAGGCAUCCUGUCCCUAGGUAACGGUCCCAGUGGACAAACCGCACCACGGGAUCUGAGUUUAAAUACCAACUCGCUGUUCGCAUUUCUUGCUCCAAAACGAACCGACUGCCGCUUGUUGCCCAGUGAAGAGCAGUCUGAGCUGCUGCCCGUGUAAGCAAAGGAGAAAAUGUAACAGGUUCAACCAAGCACUAAGUGGAAUCCAAAAGACGUUCUUCCAACUAAAUUCUGCCUUUACGAGAUGGACUAAAAGUACUCUGCAGGAAAACAAGCAGGACUCCUAAAAAGAGAACUGCAGCGUUGCUAGUAAUUUGUGCAUUUUUUCAUGAUCUAAAGAUGUUUUUACUGGGCCGGUGUCACAACACAGGACCCUACCGAGUCCAGUGUGGACUGAUGUUGGCAUCUUUGGGUCAGGAGAGUGAACUGUGCCCAGAGGUGUUUUUCAGUGACAUGAAUGGGUCCUAUUAAGGCAAUUAACUGGGGAGAUUGUGCUGAUGCUUUCUUAACGGACAAAAAGAAGCUUUGUCCAACACCAGAAUUGUGGAAACUGGUGCUAUUUUCUGUUACACUGGGAUCCUGAUGAGCGAGGAUUGGUGUUCCUCCCUCCCUGGCACCGUUAACAGCAUGGCUAUCUUCACGGCUGUGUAGUCAUAGCCCUUCUGUGAUAGAUGACUCAGACCCAUGGUCGCGGUGGCCUUUACUCUUCCCCAGAGAAAGCAAGGAGAAACAGAAGAACGCACACAAGUAAUCCCACUCGGAGAGGCUUUCUUGGACACCGCUUUGCCGUGAACUCUGCAGGUACGCGCCUCAUUCGAGCUUGACACAAACAGGUUGCUGUGUGUGGCGCAGACGCAGUCUCACAGUGAGUUUGCCCUUCAGGAUACUGGUUUAUUACUAGGGCAUCCAUCAUAGUCCACCGUGCGCCGGAUGGAGAAAGCACUGGGGAUUUCACUUUGUUCACUUCGUUUUCAGUUUAUCGUUUUGCAGCCACUGGGGAAGCAUCAGUGAGGUCAUGCCAUCUUUUUGGACCAGGGCGGGGUGUGUGUGUGUGUGUGUGUGUGUGUGAGAGAGAGAGAGAGAGAGAGAAGGGCUACCAGGAGUCGGCUGUAUCCAGUUUGUUUGUAGCCUUGCAGAAUGAUGUGGCCUAUGAAACAAGAGUCCUGAUCUUUCUCGUAGCAAACCUGGCAGGAUGGAAAAGUUAACGAAUUGACAGUUUUGUUUUUACAAGUGUCUGCUGCCCCAUCUGCCCUGCGUGGAGAGGGCUCCUGCGAUGCUGAGUCUGAGCUGAGGCCAUCUGGAGGGAUCAAAGCGUGUGGGAGGAGCACCCCCCGUGAGGCCGAGGAAGGCCUCGAAGGUGCAGGAUUUCCGCCUUCCUCCUGGCGCGGUAUAGCGCCAUAGAGCCGGGAGGCCUUGCCUCUCAGGGCCUCUGGGGAACAGAGCGGGUCACUGCUCCCGGGAGGCUUCUGCAGCAGUUUUGUAAACGCAUUGCUACACAGUCAAGUUCCUUCGUGACACAUAAUUUCUGUUUUGACAUUCGGAGUCAGUCCAUGUAAGGUCUUUUAGACUUGCUUAGAAGAAAAAAAAUUCACCUUUUGUUGCAAAAAGCGGAAUAAAAUGUCCACGCAGAAGUGUUCUUCCUCCUUCUUCCCCUUUCUCUUGCCCACACACAGUUCUUGUUGGAGGCCCCCCUUUCCCCCCAGAACAUAUGUAAUCAGAGAAGUAAGCCAACUCUCACCGGACCUGGCUAUGCAUCUCACAUUGUACUGUAUAUGCUUGUCGUUUCCACCUAGUGCUGGGGGAGUGCCUCUGUUGGUCUCCCCACCUGACCUUUUUUUAAAACAGCUUAGCCUGAGCCGCAUUUCUUUUGGUUCCUUAAAAAGGAUUUAAUAACCACAGUGCGAUCUUUGCCACGACUGUGUGAUUUUUAGUAUUUCUGAAGUGUUCUCGAAGUCCAGCCUAGUUGAGAGGAAAUUUAGAAUUAGAAGAAAUACCUAGAGGAGUCGUCACAAUGGGCUCAAUUUUGGUUUUAAGGGAAAUGAGGAUUAGCUCUCGUUUUUACUCCAGCCUCGUCCUGGUCCUUUCUGCAUUUCAGAACACCCACGUUUAUAACAAAUAGGAAACCUGUUAGCUCAAGAGGCUCUGGAGCGAGGAGAUUAUCUAAUGGUGAUUAUACAAGGCAAGGGCUCUUGUGGUUUGUGGUUCUUAUUCUUGAAACUCUGAAAGAGGUCAGACCCGAAGCGACACAGGUCGUACUGCCCUGCCGAGGUGACAGCCGUUCCUUCUGAGCCCUGCUGGGAUGGAACCCGUUUCCCCAAGGCCGUGGGGGGGUGGCUUCCAGGCUGGGUAGCUGCCGAUGUUUGUGACCUCAGCCUUGCUCCAUCCGGGCACCCAUCUCACUCAGGGUAGGUGGGAAAGCAGCCCAUGGUCAGCCUAGGUUCUCUGGGGUGAGCCCUGCAACAGAGACUUCACUGUCCUGGAAGAGCUGGGUUCCAUUGUCGUUUUAGACGGUCACUCAUAAAGCAGACAUUGGAGAUUUUCAGGGAGUAAAUUGGGAAGCACUGGCUGCAGUCCAUGAAAGCCACUGUUGUCUGUUGAUUAGGUAACUUGAGGUGACCAGAGGCCCUGGGAACCUGGGGAUGUGAGGCAGACUCUAAUCUGGAGGCCAGCAGCCUUUCUGCUUCCACCUCGACAGAGGCACCUUCACUCUUUGACCACAUUUUUGCUGUAGCUGAUGACCUUUCGGGGAUGUGAGAAGCCUGAUCAGAACAUCCGAGCAAAUGAUACCUCUCACUCUUAGAUUCAUGAAAUAGUUCGCCCUCCUAGUCCCCUUAAAAAUGAAUAAAUAAAAAGAGAAAGAAAGGAUGCUGUUUGGUGAGGGUGUGGAUGCACUGCUUGAGCUGAGGCGGGUAGUCCCGUGAUUCUGUGUCUGCAGUAUGAAGCUUUCUGAGUCAAAAAGGCAUGUCUCUCCCCGGAAGCUUUAUUUAUAGUGAAGAUUUGGUGAGCUUUAGUCUUCUAAAAAAAUGAGAUGGUCCACUUGAAGGGGAGCUCCACAGGGAAGCCACAUCAACUCAGAAUUCAUGCCAGGAGGGAUUCUGCUACAGAAGAAAGUGCCUUUGGCCAAAAAGCAAGAUUAAUAUCUAAAAGGUGGACAAGCAUUGCUUCUGUUCCUGCAGCAACCAGUUGUUGAAUAAUUAACUCUCAGUUUCCUUUGGUUUACAUUCUCAGUUCUGAACCCCAUACAGAAGUCCCUAGAACAUACCAAAAAAGGCAUCUAAAACUCUGGAGAUUGGCUUUAAAAGACCCAAAAGCAGCUGCAUUGUCAUUUUCCAGGUUCCUCGCCAUUUUGACAUGCUGCCCGUCCUUUCACACUCUGCAGCCAGCCCAGAUGUGAAGACUGGAUUCAUUGACUUGAGGAACCUCAGUUCUAGUUCUGGAACAAUUACCUGCUAAAUUGCUUACUGCCUGUGGAAGUUAUCUGUGGGGUGUACCUUUCAGAGAACAUUUCAAUGGUAUAGUAAAAUUCUUAUGGGCUCACGGGCCCAAUCAGGCACUUAGAUCAAAACUGGAAGUCUUUGGGGCUCCUUGGGGAAAAAGCAAGUCACCUAAAUCCCAGUGCUGGGCCUUGAGACCAUACUCCCCUCUGCCUAGUAUGGGGUCAAGUGGCACCUGCAGGAAAUCAUUUUUCCAGUGAGAUUGCCUAUAAGUCCCUUGGGGAAGAAUACCCAUGUAAACCUGUUUUUCUGAGCACUUUUAUGUCAACUUGAAAGUGGUAAGCUAAAGUAGCCCUGACCCCGUAGCCUCUGUCCCCCUCUUUAUUGUCCCGUAUUUGGGGGGUUAAAAGCUUUUCAGCGUUAAACCCUGGUCUUUAACCUCUGUUAGUUGUGGAGGAGAUGAGUCACUAACAGAUGAUCUAAAGGAGACUCUAGUUUUGAUUUCCCGAGUACACUGGCAUAACAGAUGUGACUUAUGGCUGGGAAAGUAGAGCCUGAUGGACUCUACUUUCUGCACCAGGACACCCCCACACCAGAAAGGAGCCUCCACCGGGGACAGAUCUGAAGUCAGGUUUGGGAGAACCCCCAAAGUGCUGAAAUGCAGAGAGGACUUCAGGGGCCUUUGCUCCGCAGCUGGGCGGCUUUUGUUCCUCCCAGGAACAUGGAGGAGCUCCAGAGGCUAUGGCAGACAGUGAAGUCACAGGGCACAGACUCAAACCAUCCCUUUUGCCGCUUCUCACAUGGCUCGUGCAUGUUUUGCUCAGAAUCCAAGGGGACCCUCCUCCAAAAUCUCACUGGCUUCAGGUGUUUUGGUUAGCCUUCAACAACCUCCCCCUUUCUCUCCCACCUGUGGGUGGACAGAACUGUGUUUGUUGCUCCAGGCACAGAUGUGCGAGCCCAGGGCCCAGCAGCACAGUGUGGUGUUUAGUGGUCAGAAAAAAAGUCGGUCCACUCUGUUAACAGUGUGUGGUGCAGUUUCAUACACGUCGGGUCUGUUUUUAUUGUUUCGUGGUCUGAAAACCUUCAAGCUCCAACCUUACCCUACAAGAAAAGGCAGAUGGUUAGACUAAGAAACCUUCAGUUGGUACUUCUGUCUUAGGAAAGAUUGCUGUCGGUUUGCUGGGUGCUUAAGGAGUCAGGAGCAUUUGAGGAUAUUGGGAGCUGUUGUAAAAUUAAAGCAAGUGGCUCUGGCCUACCCAAGUGUAUCAGAGAGAGGGCGUGGAGGCCUAUCCUCUGGAAAUCGGCUCUGGCCAGCCCCGCCUCCGUUGCAAGGACCUUACCUCCUGUCCUCUCCAGUGAUCUUGGGAGGGACAACGCCUAAGGAGGCGGCGAGGCUCUGCCUCCUGUUUGCUCAGCUGCAGAAUGUGGCCUCCAAACAAUAGGUUUUUUUAAGGGGCUUCCUCACCAUGAUUCCCUCCACAUCACUCACCUACCGUCAGCAUCGGACAAGGUGAAAUUCCCCGGGACCAUUCCAGUUCUAAAAUGGAUGAACUAGAUGUGCUGCCUCCCCUUUUGCAAGUGUAUUGUCCAGAUACAAUCUCCCUUUGGCCAAGUUGGACAAGUAUUUCCAGGGAACCCCUUAAACUGAGGCAAGUAGCCAAGAUGUUUUGAGUUUUUCCCCCAGAAGGCCGAGUCUUUGUCCCUUCUCCCAUGUGCACAGACAUUUUAGCCGAGUCUUAAAAGAUCAAGUCCAAUAAUGUCUCCAUUACUUAAAAGAUCAAGUCCAAUAAUGAGACAAAAGCUAGGGGCCCAUGCCCCCAGGAACCAGUCCCUGGGGGAUCUCAUGUUCAACCUAGACUGUUCUGAUCCCACCAGAAGUCUGCUGCUGUCCCCACCCAUCAGGGUCCCCCAUAUUCCCCAGAAAGCAAACAACUUGGGCUUCCUGUCAUUAGGUCACCGGCGUCAUUUGGUGACCAGUCUACAGAGUGAAUGUGUGUACCACCUGUGUGGGUGGUGUGCCUCCUGCUUGCAGAAAGGGUAGAAAGUGGAAUGUCCAGCAGCCUGCGUACUCACACCCUUGGGAGAGGUUGGCAGGAAUAACUCCAGUGAGUGCAACAAAACAGGAAACCGAGGAACCGCGAUUGUACAGGAGGAUGAGUUGGUUUUGGUCCUUUUACCUCUUGGGACCUGAUGCUGCAGUAAACUGGGCUUUGAAAUAAUAUCACACUUACCCCAACCCAAAUGCACUCCGGGACUUCGGAGCUCCCAACCCAUGGGUGCAUGGUCUUUUCCAUUUUUUGUUUCCAAAACAGCCUUGCUUGGUAUUGCAUGGAAAGUUCCAGUUUUCCUUCCUACCCACUUGGGGCCACCUGCGCAGGCCUGGCCCCUUCCCCAGUAUCUUUACAGCACUCGUAGGAAGACCUGUGCAGUGCCCUUUGGAGCAGGGGAGUGGAACUUGGUCCAGAUAAAGCAGCAGAAACGGAAUUUUCUUGUUACCUCUUCUCAAGGAGGGUGUUUUUGGUUUUCUUCAUGCCUCUGUUUCCUGUGGGUACAGUUGGGUUGGGAGGGAGAGCUGAAAAGAAAAGGAAACGGGGUCCAGCCAGUCCAGGUUUGGGUCCGAGACAGGUGUCCAGCUGAUGUGAGUCCCACUUUCCCCCCCUUCAUAGCAGGCCAGUCAUACGUAACGAUUCUCCUUUACUAAGGUGUCUGCUUCUGUGGUGCCCGCAACAGAGGACAGACAGACCCCUCCCCUGUAGUCUGGAUAGAGCUUCAGUACUUUCCCUAAAGUUCCAUCAUCCCCAUAGCCCACUCCUUUUUGUAAAAACAAAUGCUUAAUCCUGUGAGCGUGCUAUUCCUUUCUGUGUGUUAAUCAGUUUCCUUCCAUUGGAGCUGUGUGGGAGGGAAGGGCAUUGGAAUUGUAGGUUGUAAUCUUGUGCCAACCAAUAAAAACCAGUAUUUCACACACGUC
This is a messenger RNA of Neogale vison (American mink), 8914 nucleotides long. It is a transcript of the gene NUDT3, whose product is annotated as nudix hydrolase 3. Gene Ontology annotation, molecular function: bis(5'-adenosyl)-hexaphosphatase activity; endopolyphosphatase activity; bis(5'-adenosyl)-pentaphosphatase activity. Bases 190 to 708 code for a protein of 172 amino acids. The transcript has 5 exons. The record is from RefSeq and is a predicted model, not a curated record. Gene Ontology annotation, cellular component: nucleus; cytoplasm. Gene Ontology annotation, biological process: diadenosine hexaphosphate catabolic process; adenosine 5'-(hexahydrogen pentaphosphate) catabolic process; diphosphoinositol polyphosphate metabolic process. NCBI's taxonomy places the organism in Eukaryota, Metazoa, Chordata, Mammalia, Carnivora, Mustelidae.